Messenger RNA from Trifolium pratense (red clover), 1095 nucleotides. Its product is annotated as F-box/kelch-repeat protein At3g23880-like. Bases 1 to 1095 code for a protein of 364 amino acids. NCBI's taxonomy places the organism in Eukaryota, Viridiplantae, Streptophyta, Magnoliopsida, Fabales, Fabaceae. The record is from RefSeq and is a predicted model, not a curated record. The transcript has a single exon.
AUGAAGUCCCUUCAGAAUCGUUUCAAGGCACUCAUCCAAAAAGUGGUUGAAGUUCCAAAACACUUUCUUUUUUCAACCAAAACAAAACAACUUCUAAUCCUCGACCGAUUUUACUUCAACAACAACAAUGUUUGUGGUCACCACCUAUUUCUCCUCGACCUCAAAACAAAACAACUCAAAGAGCUUCAUAUUCCAAGAGUCACAAAUUCUGACAUGGGUUAUAAGAUCAUAGCUUCAUGCAAUGGUUUACUUUGCAUUUCUCAUUAUUCCUUAGAUCAUGAAUCUACCAUUUUCCUAUGGAAUCCAACCACAAAACAAACAAAAAGAAUCAUUCAACAACCACCUUUGCUUUUGCCACCAAAUUGUCUUAUAGGCUUUUAUGAAAGUAAUGAUUUUUAUGUUGUAAGGUUUCACUCUUUUGAAGUUACAAAAAGUGAUUCUCUUGGCAAAAAAGCUUAUGCUAUUCGAGGCGAAAAGUACUCUUUGAGUAAAGGGCUGUGGAGAAAAAUAAAGGGUUGUGAUCAAAAUUUGAUUUUGAAGGGUCAUUUGUUUUGGACUGAGAACACUGUCACAGUUAAAGAAACUUUGUUUUGGAUUGCUAUGGAGGUAAAUGAAAAGGUUAGUCAUGAAAUGAUUAUCUCUUUCGAUUCGUGUAACGAUGUUAUUAGCAAGAUUGAGAUGCCGAUUAAUUCGUCUAAGGAUUGUGUUGAAGUUUAUAAGAAACUUGUAAUGUAUAAUCAUAAGGGUGAUUCUUGUGUUGGUUUGAUUAUUUGCUUAGAGAGUAAGAAUAUGGAACAAUGGCUAUAUUUAUGGGUUUUGUGUAAUGAAUAUGAAGGUGUUGAGUAUUGGAUUAAGGUACAAACUAUUGGUAUGUUUUCGACAUUAGAGCGUCCGAUUGGUGUUUGGAAAAAUGAGGUUCUUAUGGCUACGAAAAAAAGGAUGCAUAGUAUUCGUGGAACUGUUGCUUUGCUUCCUGAAGAUGAUAUUGGUGCGGAGUUUUCAUAUAACCUUUUGAGUUAUGAAGAGAGGUACUUUCCUUUACAUGAUGUGGAGGAAAUUGAUUAUUUUGAAAGUGGAGGAUUUAUGUUUAUAUGA